Westerdykella ornata is the source of this 516-nucleotide messenger RNA. RefSeq lists its product as uncharacterized. NCBI's taxonomy places the organism in Eukaryota, Fungi, Ascomycota, Dothideomycetes, Pleosporales, Sporormiaceae. The coding region runs from base 1 to 444 and encodes 147 amino acids. The record is from RefSeq and is a predicted model, not a curated record. The transcript has 2 exons. Gene Ontology annotation, molecular function: carbon-sulfur lyase activity.
AUGGGCGAUUCCGCUGUGAAGAAAACCACCGGCUCCUGCCUCUGCGGCGCCAUCACCUUCGAACUCCACGGCGAACCCAUCUCCAACUGUCUCUGUUUCUGUAACAGCUGCCGCAAGAGCACCGGCUCCAUCGGCAUGGCCAAUAGCUGGUACAAGAAGGAGAACUUCCGCAUCCUCACCGGCGAAGACAAACUCCGCAUCUUCUACGACAACACGCCCGACAGCGGCGGGCAGAUCGAACGCAGCUUCUGUACCGAAUGCGGAUCGACCAUGGUCGCGGAGAACAAGGGCAAGUUCCCUGGUGCUGUGAUUGUGCCCGUGGGUGCUAUGGAUGUGGAUCUCAGGGAUGGAGAGUGGAAGCCGAGUCAGGAGUAUUUCUGUAAGCGGAGGGCGAAUUGGUUGGAGAUCAAGGCGGAGACGAAGGAGUUCUGGGAGCUGUUUUGAUGCGAUGAGCCUUGUUUGGUCUUUCAGAGAGAGGACUGUAGAUAUUUAAUGUAAUAUUUCGAACUCAGUUGA